AUGAACACACACUACCUGACCAGUUCGCGCACCAAUCCGCAGUUCUACAUAUUCAGCCAGCUCCUUGGCCAGGACCUCAAUUGGACUAGCGAGCUGUGCAACUGGGAGGCGAUUCAAAACGUCGCCUGGGAGGAAUUCUGGCAGCGUGAGGGGCACGAACUGCUGGAGCAGAAGUGGCACAAGCGGUUUCCCGAGUACAAGCAACUAAUAGAGGUGGUCACGCCGGAGGAGCAAGAACUUUGGCAGGAACUGUGGGAGAAACACGCCAGCGAUUCGAGCGCCAAGUUCUGGCACAUCUUUAGCUGUGCCUUUGAGAAUUACCAACACGAUUUGGCCAAAUCAUUUGGUCUCUUGGAACAGGAUUUAGAGAACUUGAGCCUUGACACUAAGCCAAGAAAGAUCAAACCACGAAAAACAACAGAAAGCGAGCAGGAGGACUCCUAUUUGACGGCCAACGACGAUCCCGAAGAUAUAGACGAGGAACAGCAGCUGCUGCUUUUGGGUUUACCCACUUGCUUUGCCUCUAAAGCAAUUCAAAAGAACCGAAAGCAAAGAAAGCCUCAAGUGGAAUCUUCUAGCAGCGAUAGCGAGGAUAGUGACGAACUGUUCAACAUGGAAAACGAUGAAAACCGCGCUCUCCAUGGCGUUCAAAGUGGUGGCAUCAAAAAGAACAAACGCCGGCAAAGGCAGGCCAACAAACUCAAGGCCAGGAUGCCCGAUUUCAUGCAGGAGGAGAAUAGUAAAAUGGUCAAGUACUGGUUCAAGCGCUUCUCCCUGUUCUCCCGCUUCGACCAGGGCAUCCGGCUGGACCGCGAGAGCUGGUUCUCGGUGACGCCCGAGAAGAUUGCCAAGCAGACGGCCCGUCGAUUGGCCUGCGACUUGAUCGUGGAUGCCUUUUGUGGCUGCGGCGGCAAUGCCAUUCAGUUCGCCAACACCUGCGGACGCGUAAUUGCGGUGGACAUCGAUGCCGAGAAGUUAGCCAUGGCGAAGCACAAUGCCGGCAUUUAUGGAGUGGCCCACAAAAUCGAGUUUGUUCAUGCCGAUUUCCUGCAGUUUGCGGCGAGCACCAGGAUUCGCCCGAAUGUAGUGUUCCUAAGUCCUCCUUGGGGAGGUCCGGACUACCAAAAGCAGGCCCUCUUCGAUAUAGAGAAAAGUCUGCUGCCCGUGGGCGCCAGUCAUCUGAUGCAGAUUUCUCGCCGACUGGCGGCCGACGUUGCCUUCUUCUUGCCACGCAACUCGGACAUGAAACAGGUGAUCGCGCUGAGUGGAGCGGGACAGCAGUGCGAGGUGGAGCACAAUUAUCUGGACACAAGGAUGGUGGCUAUGACUGCCUAUUAUGGUAGGGGAAUUAUAAGGAGUCAGUAAAAUAUUUGUUAG
This is a messenger RNA of Drosophila takahashii, 1377 nucleotides long. RefSeq names its product Trimethylguanosine synthase 1 (gene Tgs1). Gene Ontology annotation, biological process: 7-methylguanosine RNA capping; 7-methylguanosine cap hypermethylation. Gene Ontology annotation, cellular component: nucleus. Gene Ontology annotation, molecular function: RNA cap trimethylguanosine synthase activity. The record is from RefSeq and is a predicted model, not a curated record. Lineage: Eukaryota; Metazoa; Arthropoda; Insecta; Diptera; Drosophilidae.